AUGUCCAGAGAGGAGACCUUGUUCUUCUACAAUCCAUUCACAAGGGAGACCAUCAAUCUUCCGCACUUGCCGGAGCACGAUUUGCGCAGCAAUCUUCGCCAGUUGCCAAAAUAUUAUUUCUCUUCUAGCUUUUGUUUUUCUUCAUUGCCAACUUCCGCAGACUGUAUAGUCUUUGCUAUUGAUGAAAGUUACUUUAGUAGGCCAAGAAGAAUUACUGUCUACUUCAUUACCAGAGGAAAACAGGUUUGGGAUAUUUUCGACUUCGAGAAUGCCAUGCAAUACACACCAUUGUGUAAUUCUCCAAUUUUGCAUCAAGGGUCUUUCUAUAGCGUUGAUUAUAACGGACUUGUAGGAACAUUUAGCUUGGAGGAUAAUAUCUGGAAAGUUCAUGGGACACCCCGUGACAUAUAUAAUGAUACAUAUCGGUAUCCAAGUUUCCUGGCGAAGAAUGGAGAUGAUCUUUUAUUAGUGAAAUUAGGAUGUGAAGCCAAGCUGGUUAGAAUCUAUAAAUUGAAUAUCCCCGUGAUGGACUGGGUUGAAGUUGAAAGUUUGGGAAAGCCUAUGUUGUUCAUCAGCCGCACUUCUUGUGUCUCAGCCGUUGCUCCAAACAGUGAAAUGGAGAACAAAAUAUAUUUCCCUAGACUAUGUUUCAAUGGAGAAGGGAUUCUGUUCUAUUCGCUGGAAACUGGUAGGUAUGACUCUUUUGGGGUCAGCAUUCUUCUAAGAAUCUAA
This is a messenger RNA of Papaver somniferum (opium poppy), 732 nucleotides long. RefSeq names its product F-box/kelch-repeat protein At1g57790-like. NCBI's taxonomy places the organism in Eukaryota, Viridiplantae, Streptophyta, Magnoliopsida, Ranunculales, Papaveraceae. The coding region runs from base 1 to 732 and encodes 243 amino acids. The transcript has a single exon. The record is from RefSeq and is a predicted model, not a curated record.